GACGACCGAAUAAGCAUGUUGUCAGACGAUAUCCUGAGUCACAUUCUCUCUUUUCUACCAACCGAAGACGCAUUCACAACAACUCUUCUUUCAAAACGGUGGAACCAAAUUUGGCUCUUAGUUCCCAAUCUCAACAUCAAUGAUCAAAGAUUUAUCAAUAGAGGAAAACCUUAUUUUCGCUUCCGGGAUAUGGUAUAUUCACUUAUUUGUGCAAAAAUUAAGCACCGCCAACCCAUCAAAAAAUUCUGCCUCAAAUGUCAUGGCAAUUCUACCAAUGAGCCAUUGGAAGACGAGGUAGUGGAGUGGUUAAUGGCAGCAGAAAACUGUGGAAUGGAACACCUUGAAUUCCAAGGAUCAGAUACGCUCAAGUUUUACAAUUUUAUUUUUGGUUUCAGUAACCUUGUUGUUCUCAAGUUGAAAGCCAUCCAUGUCAAUUAUUUUUUACCCGUUGACUUUCCUAGUCUUAAAACCCUACAUUUAAACGAUGUUUUUAUUUAUGAACACUGGUUUCUUCGAGAACUUGUUAAUUCCUGUCCAAUUCUUGAAGAUUUUCAAGCUAAAAAUAUAUCUAUUGGGUAUUGGUCAGAGAACUAUAAUGGAAGGUUUAAACGCUUAACCAAUUUGGUUAGGGCGGACAUUUCUGACUUGAAUAGUUGUGAUGUUCCUCUUGAAGCCUUUUCUAAUGUUCAAUUUCUUCGAGUAGAAGAGAUGUUUGGACAUGUUCCUGUGUUUCGUAAUCUAAAUCAUGUGGAGCUAGUCUUCCAAAGAAAUGUCGAUUGGUGUUGGGUAUUUGGGGUGCUGGAGAAAUUCCCCAAACUUCGAAUUCUUGUCCGUGAAAUGCCUCAACUUUUAACAUCAGUUCGAUCGUUUAUCUCGAUCCCAAGUGUUUCCCCUGAAUGCCUUUCUUCACAGUUCAAAGAGUGCACUAUUACAAAUUAUGGAGGACAGAAAUAUGAGCUGCAAUUUGCACAAUACAUUAUGCUGAAUUCAACAAACUUACAGAGGAUGACAAUAUACAGCUCAUCUUCCAUGAAUCAUGAAGAGAAGCUUGCAAUGCAAAUGGAAUUGUUGUCCUUCCCAAGGAGCUCUGCCUCGUGCCAGAUUUAUUUUAAAUGAUAAUGAUUUGGCUUCCUGCAAAUUGUUCCUAGAUGAUGGAAUUUGUACUUUUUUCUGGUAUGCAUGGUGUACCCA
This is a messenger RNA of Medicago truncatula (barrel medic), 1191 nucleotides long. Its product is annotated as FBD-associated F-box protein At5g38590. The transcript has 2 exons. The record is from RefSeq and is a predicted model, not a curated record. NCBI's taxonomy places the organism in Eukaryota, Viridiplantae, Streptophyta, Magnoliopsida, Fabales, Fabaceae. Gene Ontology annotation, molecular function: protein binding. Bases 16 to 1116 code for a protein of 366 amino acids.